This is a messenger RNA of Aspergillus costaricaensis CBS 115574, 633 nucleotides long. RefSeq names its product FKBP-type peptidyl-prolyl cis-trans isomerase. The coding region runs from base 90 to 434 and encodes 114 amino acids. The record is from RefSeq and is a predicted model, not a curated record. Gene Ontology annotation, molecular function: peptidyl-prolyl cis-trans isomerase activity. NCBI's taxonomy places the organism in Eukaryota, Fungi, Ascomycota, Eurotiomycetes, Eurotiales, Aspergillaceae. The transcript has 5 exons.
CCAUCAUUUCUGCUUCACCUUUUCUUCUUCUCUAUUUUCCCCUCUUCUCUCCAUCAAAUUUCAUAUUCUGAAAAUACACAUCUAUCACAAUGGGUGUCACCAAGACCAUCAUCUCCCCUGGCAACGGCCAGCAGUUCCCCAAGCCCGGUGACCAGAUCUCCAUGCACUACACUGGUUGUCUGUAUGAUGAGAACGCCCCUAACAAGAUGGGCAAGCAGUUCGACAGCUCCCGUGGUCGCGGUGCCUUCAAGACUGCCAUCGGUGUUGGUGGUCUCAUUAAGGGCUGGGAUGAGGCCGUCCCCCAGAUGAGCGUUGGCGAGAAGGCCAUCCUGACUAUUUCUCCUGACUACGGCUACGGCCCCCGUGGUUUCCCUGGCUUGAUCCCCCCUAACUCGACCCUUGUUUUCGAGGUUGAGCUGCUCGGCAUCAACUAAACCCGCUAUAUUAUUAUUCAUUCAUAUAGUAUAGCAGGGUUGCAAUCAAUCAAAUAAAUGGUUAAAAACGGCGGCUUUUUUGUCGAUUUUACAUUACUACUUGACUUACUUACUAGAUCAAUACAAUCGAUCAGUCGAGGAAUCAUUCUUUACCAAAGUAUGUAGAUGGUAGUAUAGCAUCCUCCAUUACUUGAUAUAG